This is a messenger RNA of Pleurotus ostreatus (oyster mushroom), 1095 nucleotides long. RefSeq lists its product as uncharacterized. Gene Ontology annotation, molecular function: dioxygenase activity. NCBI's taxonomy places the organism in Eukaryota, Fungi, Basidiomycota, Agaricomycetes, Agaricales, Pleurotaceae. Bases 1 to 1095 code for a protein of 364 amino acids. The record is from RefSeq and is a predicted model, not a curated record. The transcript is spliced from 11 exons.
AUGUUGCCCGCCCAGAUUUCGCCCCCGUUGAAAGCGUACAUCCCCCCUCCCCCAACAGCAGAGGAUCUGGACUUCGCUGACUUGGCAGUGAUUGAUCUCUCGAAGGCUUCCACAUUAGAGGGACAAGCAGAACUCGUUCAGCAGACACGCAAGGCGUUGUCAGAGGUUGGCUUCUUCUAUGUCGUCAACCACGGAUAUAGUCCCUCUCAGACGGCUCGCAUCUUCGAUAUCGCGAACUUAGCAUUUGAUCAAGUUUCCGACGAAGAGAAAAAGGAGUAUGCCCGGAAAGACCAGGCAGUGUAUCAAGGAUACAAACUCAGGAAAGAAUGGGUGAUUGAUGCUGGUGUGCGAGACGAGAUAGAGCACUACUCCAUCCACCGUAACGUCGUAGCCCAGGAACAUCCAGCAGUCCUGCGACCCUUCAUUCCUGAACUGGCUGCGUUUACAAGGCAAAAUCAUUACCAAGUACUCCACCCUAUCUUACGGCUGCUUGCAAAAGGCCUGGAGCUGCCUGAAGAUACAUUUACCAAAAUGCAUGGGUUCGAUGCACCUGGCUAUUCGUCGAUGAGGUUCCAGAAAUAUCAUCCCAGGGCAGACGCCGAUGAGGUGCUCGCUAAAAAUGUCUGGCUCAAAGGUCACACAGACAUUGGAACCGUGACAAUCCUUUACAGUCAACCUAUCGGGGGUCUGCAAAUCCUAUCUCCGGACAACAAGUGGAGGUGGAUCAAACAUGUCGACAACGCUCUUGUAGUGAACGUUGGAAACGGGAUUGAAUUCCUAUCUGGAGGCUACUACCGUGCGACUAAGCAUAGGGUCGUACAACCCCCCGCUGACCAACAAAACAUUCCGCGUCUUGGUGUCUUCUAUUUUUCCAUGGCGAACGACGACGUCAAACUAUCGCCCCUGGUCCAGAGCCCGCUGUUACAAAGAGAAGGGAUCAAAAAGUAUUUUACAGACGGAGAGGCUCCUACAAUGGAGGAGUGGCGAAGAGAAAGGACGUCUCGGUAUGGAACGAGCCAACUCAAGCCCAGCGUCACAGAGGAAGGCGUCGAAGAGGAAAUUAUCCACGGAACUGUUAUUAAGCAUUUUAACUAA